Gopherus flavomarginatus (Mexican gopher tortoise) is the source of this 4155-nucleotide messenger RNA. It is a transcript of the gene TAL2, whose product is annotated as TAL bHLH transcription factor 2. NCBI's taxonomy places the organism in Eukaryota, Metazoa, Chordata, Testudines, Testudinidae. Gene Ontology annotation, biological process: regulation of transcription by RNA polymerase II. The coding region runs from base 218 to 571 and encodes 117 amino acids. The record is from RefSeq and is a predicted model, not a curated record. The transcript is spliced from 2 exons. Gene Ontology annotation, molecular function: protein dimerization activity; DNA-binding transcription factor activity, RNA polymerase II-specific; RNA polymerase II cis-regulatory region sequence-specific DNA binding.
AAAGCCCACCUUAUUUUUUAAAAUGAAAAUUUUUGUAGGCUGCAUGGUGUGGUUCUGAUCUCACUGCAACAGUGAGAGUGCUUAAUCCUGCAAGGUGCCAAGUACUCUGGCCCUGAUCCUGCAAAGCAUUUAGGCACAGCUUAACUUUAAGCAUUGGAAUAGUCCUGUUGAAGAUGUAGCCCGGUGGGAUUCUUGGACAAGAAACAAAGCCUUGAGUAUGACCAGAAAGAUCUUCACCAACACCAGGGAGCGGUGGAGGCAGCAAAAUGUCAACAGCGCCUUUGCCAAGCUGAGGAAGCUCAUCCCCACCCAUCCCCCAGACAAAAAACUGAGUAAGAAUGAGACACUCCGCUUAGCCAUGAGGUACAUCAACUUCCUCGUCACGGUCCUGGGGGAGCAGGGCCUGCCGCAGACAGGAGUGGCUGCCCGGGGCAGUAUACUGGGGCUGUUUCAACAAGCCCCACAUUUGCAGAGUAUGCAGGAACUAACUCUGAUUGAAGACUGUGGAGUCCCUUCUCCGGGCACAAGCAGCAAUAUCCCAGAGUGCUGGUCAGAGACGUCGUCUCCCUAGCAGGCAAUGAGUGAGGCAGUCCUGGUGUUAGUUUGAUAGUCUCCUUUGCAUAACUUGUGGGUUGUUUGCCUCUGUACAGUAUUUAUCUAUUUAUAUCUAUUACUGUUGUAUUAAAUAUAUUUUUAUUUAAAAGGAAAGGAGGUGGAAGGAAUCAUUGGAAGGAGGACAAUGACUUGGAUGAAUAGGGAGUGGUGUUCGACCCUUGGAAAUUUGCAAGGAUUCAAUGUAGUGAUUUCACAGAUUCAUGGAAAAAUCAAAGCCAAGAGGGGACCAUUAUGAUCUGAGCCCCUAUAUAACAGAGGCCAUAGAAUUUCAUCCAGUUAUUGCUGCAGUGGAAGAGAUUAUUCUUCCUUGCUACAUAAGGAGACGCUAUCGAGUCCAGUUGCUUGUGGCUCAGCUGGCAUGUUUCACUUAAAAAUUAUCCAGCCUUGACUGAAAGGUUCCAAGCGAUGGAGCAUUUACCACAUCCCUUGGUCGGCUGUUCCAAGUUAAGAGUUUACAUCUUAUUUCUGUACUGAAUUUUUCUAACAAGUAGCUUUCAACUGCUGGGUCUUGUUUUGCCUUUGUCUGUUAGGCGGAAGGGCUCUCUAACACCAGAAUGAAGCACAAAUGAGUAAAUAAAUAACAGCCACCAAGAAAUUAAAACAGAAAUGCCAGCCUAUGUUGAAAGAAGAAAUUUUAUGGGCAAAGUUUCAGCAGAUGCAGUGGAUAGUGUCCGUCAGCAGAUCUAUACCCAGCUGUGGGAGCACCAGGGGGAAACUGGCCAUCCUCAUUCUGGCUCCUUUCAAAACCCACAGAGAGGCUGCUCCUCUGGCCUUCCAUGGCAGGACUUAAUGGGCCCGGAGCUAGCCUUAUGUGCAUGAAUCCCCUGGGCCAGCAAAGACACCUGUAUGCAAACAUCUAGGCAAAUUCUACACCACCCGCAGACCAUGCCAAACAAGAGUAGGAAGCGGGGACUCUGCGAAGCUGUUGCUGACCAGAAUACAGGCCUGCAGGAGUCCAGCUUUUGCAGCAAACAUGUGUGCCCAUUUGGCAUGCUUCCAGAGUUAGGUUUCCUAUGAUCGUCACGCCAGCCUAUGAGACCAGCGCAUCGCUCUACCAGAAUGGCUGCGGUCGUGUUUGUACAUGUAUCCUGUGUGUGUAUGGACCGUGGGCUUCCCUUAAAACGUGCUGAUUUUGCCUUUGAUAAUUAGAUGAGUUUGAGCCAAAGGCCAAUGAACUCAAGGAAAAAAAUGCAGUAGGAAAUACUUCCAUUGAAUUCAGUGGGCUUCGGCUCGUGCCCCAUUAGCAGUAGCCCCAGUACAAAUUACUGUAGGGCAGUGGUUCUCAAACUAUGGGGUGGGCCUCCCAAGGGAGGCACAGGAAUGUGUCAAGGAAUGUGCAUGCUCCAUGGGGGGGUGGGGGGUUGUUUUUUUAAGCUCUCUGGGCUGUGGCUGUCAGUCCUGAGUGGCUGGGGCCCAUGCAGAAGGGCUGUGCACACCCAGGAAGCAGGGAUAAAGGGGACAGCCAGAGCCCUGCUGCCCCGGGGUUCGGGUUCUUCUUUCCACCCACCUCAAUCCCUCACUGGAAGGCAGCCGGGGCUCAGGCUAUCCUUUCCCUCCCACCCCCAAUCCCAAUCCCUCACCUGGCUGUGGUGGGGCUCUGACUGUCAAUCCCGGUGUGGCUGCAGCAAUGCAGAAGUAAGGGUGGCAAUGGGGCGCUAAAUCAGCUGUGAAAAGUGAUAUUGAUGAAUAUCACUUUUCACAUUGCCACCCUCAUUUCUGUGCUGCUACUGGCUUGCACUUCCUUCAGAGCUGGGGGCCCGGCCAGCAGCCACUGCUCUCCGCCCUGCCUUCAGAGCUGGGUGGCAGUAUAUGUACUUGCAGGGGAAGGGAUGGGGACAUAAAUGACUAUAGACACAAAGAAGGGGGGGCCUGAUCAAAUAAGUUUGAGAACCACUGCUGUAGGGAAUACCUACAUUAUCUCAUAGAGCUGGAAGGGACCUUGAAAGGUCAAGUCCAGCCCCUUGCCUUCACUAGCAGGACCAUGUACUGAUUUUUGCCCCAGAUCCCUAAGUGGCCCCCUCAAGAAUUGAGCUCACAGUCCUGAGUUUAGCAGGCCAAUGUGCAAACCACUGAGCUAUCUCUCCCUCCCUCCUUCAGAUACUGAGAUGACAACAUUUAAGCAUCUCAGGCAAUUGUCAGGCAUUUAAGGAUGACCAAGUGGCAUGGGAGAGCAAUUGUACCGUAGAAUGUUGCUCACCAAUCAGUUCAUUUGAGUAUUGGAGUUGCCCUCCUGUGUCAGCAAAGAUCUGGACAGCUCAUAGGUGUUAAAAAUCAACUUUAACAGCAGGUAGAAAGUCUAAGGAUUCAAAUGUAAAGGGUUUGGGGUCAAAUCCUGCUCUCACUGCAGUCAAUGAUAAAACGUCUAUUGAGUUCACAGAGACCGGGAGGUGGCACACAUACCUGAGUUUUAAGUACAUCCAUUAUGGUCCAACAAGUGAAAGUGACCCGUGCUCUACCAGAUCUCCUUGGCUGCUUCUGCCUCCUAGUGAGACUAAGAGCCAUCUUCAGAACCUGCAGUUAGGGCUUUGAGUGCAUUACAAUGCUUGAAACAUUUACGCUUGUAGCAUAGGGAAUCUAUCACCCGAUGAUGAGUUUCCUAUCAGAAUCACACAAACCAAACAUACAAACAUCUCCACAUUCCCUAUAUAUUCAUUUGUCUCAGGGGAGCGGACAAGGAAACAGAUUUGACCCAACUGGGCAUGAUUUUUUGCUGAUCUGAACACUUACGAAGACUAAAGUUGUCAAAAAUAUUUCUACAGUGGCUCUGUGAUUGCUCCUGAAUUGCACAGUGGAGCUAGCAGAAACAUUUCAAAUAUUGACCAAAAAAAGCUGAAAAUUUUAGUGAACAAUUAAUUUUUUUUCAAAGAGCUCUGGUUUCCAGCCUAGUUACUCCUAGAUUUUGGCGCUUUGAGGACAUGAAAUGAGUGAAAACACUGAAGAGCUUCUGAGUGGAAACACGCCAAGAGUCUUUUUCGUGAUCGGUGAAGAUCAUGCUUUAUCCUUCCCUAUGCCCACUUUAAUGUAGCUGCAUGGAUUGAUAUUGUCUAUUCCAGGCACAGGCUCGAAUUUAAUGGGCUAGCUUCUCAUCCUGGGUAUCUGUUGGCUUCAAUGGAGUUACACCAAGGAUAAAUUUGGCCAAAUAGGUGUAAACAUUUACAUGUGAGGAUUGUUGGUGCUUUUCUUUCCAUCAACCCAUUGCUAGCAUUGGAAAUGUUUGAUCAUCAGCAAAGCACGUCAAAAUAGAUCCAUCUUUGAGCUGAGUAUUGUUGUCAAGGAAAGGGAAGAAAGCCUAGCAGUUAAGUAAUGUGAAAUGCUUGUUAUUUAUAUAUUGAAAACUUUUCUUAUUCUUGGCUCAAAUGUUUUUUGUUCUCUUUUCAUUUAGGAUCUCCUACUCGGAGGCACAGCAUGUGUAUGACUAGAUUUAUCUACCAAAGAUUUGUUUGUCAGAACUUCUCUUCAUUUUUUGUGAUUUCUUAUCUGUAUGGCGGUGAACAAAUACGGUGUAACUGAUCACAUUUUGUUGUAUACAAUGUUAUUUAA